CACUUGAUUAUUUAUUUUCUUAUAGAGGAUGUAAUGUAAUACAUGUUACGUUACGUGAAUGAAACCAACAUAUAAUAAUAAUUGUGACAAAGUACUAUAUUGUUGUUACUUAUGACAUAAAAGAGUUGAAAGAUGGCAGUGCAACUGCGACUGCAAACGAAGUUUGGAGCAUGGAACAGAAAUUGCAUAGGUGUAACACGAUGUUCGAGUGAUAGAGAAGAAAAAUUGAAAGUUAAAGAAGCAGUAGUGUGGUCUCCUGCUGAGGAAUUGGCCAAGAAAUUUGAGCGGCGGCUUCUUGUGGGAAUAGGUUCAGCUUCACUUGUAGCUUUAGGUGCAAAUUUUGGUGGCAUCACUAGUUUUUUUCUUGGUUUGUCACCACAGAAUGGUCGUAAACUGAAGCUGGAUGUGCUUUAUCCCAUAGGAGGCUACACACGUUACAUUGACACAAGAGAGGGGUUCGAAUUUAUAUACCCGGUGAAUUGGGUUGGAGAUCAGACACUCCUGUAUCGAGCUGCUAAAAGAAGAGAAAUGGAACUAUCAUUGGAUCCUCCUCCGCUGAAUUUACGGCCACGUUCUAAUGUCAAUGAACCAGUUGUCGCAUUUGGUCCCCCGGGUUCCAAUGGUGAACUCAAUGUCAGUGUUAUUGUUUCCCCCGUUGCUCUAGACUUCUCGAUUGAAGCAUUUGGAAGCCCUGAGGAGGUGGGGGAAGCUGUAAUUCGGACCAUAACAGGAUCGGGGCAACGGCCAGAUGUGAAGGGAACAUUGGUAAAAUCAAGUUUGAGAGAGGAUACUGUUCGAAAUGCCAAAUACUACGAGCUGGAAUUCAGAGUUGAGAGUCCUUCGUUUAGGCGACACAAUGUUUGUGUCUGUUGUGCUCGUGGUGGGAGGCUCUUCACGUUAAAUGCUCAGGCACCUGAAUCAACCUGGCCAGGAGUGAAGCCAGAUUUCUACACAAUUGCAGAUUCAUUCAAUCUCACAACUUAGUGAUUCAGUUGAAGCUUUUAUGGAAAAUAACAGUGGGUGGAGGUGGAUCUCCAAGAGACUGGGGCUAGGACCUGGGAGUACAAAUAAAAUUUAUAUCCAGUAGGUCGAACUUGUAACUUUUAUUUUGUUUGCAAAGCUAAGGUUUUGAUUUGCUUGGCUACAUAGGUUCCCAAAAACUAAUGCAGUUUCGGUUGUUUUUUAUCUGAAAGGUGCCUGGCUGAUGCCAAUUCUGAGCCCCAAACAUUUCUUAAUUUAAGUAAAAGGUCAGAAAUAAUUUUGUGA
Molecule: messenger RNA, 1266 nt
Organism: Medicago truncatula (barrel medic)
Lineage: Eukaryota; Viridiplantae; Streptophyta; Magnoliopsida; Fabales; Fabaceae
Product: psbP domain-containing protein 7, chloroplastic
Exons: 3
Coding region: 133-984 (283 amino acids)
Biological process (GO): photosynthesis
Cellular component (GO): photosystem II oxygen evolving complex; photosystem II; extrinsic component of membrane
Molecular function (GO): calcium ion binding
Source: RefSeq, a predicted model, not a curated record